UUGCCUUGGCUCGUUCUUUUUUCUCCAAUCGCGAAACUUGCUCUCGUCCUUCUCCUUUCUCCCGACUUCCCGAUCUCGCUCGGACGAUUGAUUCGGUGUCACUCUCUUCCGCCUCCGUCUCCGGUCGUCGCUGCUUCUUCUUGGCCCGAUCAUGGCGUCGGGUAAUGUUCAUCCACUGCCCAAGUUCGGAGAAUGGGAUGUCAACAAUCCCGCCUCAGCCGAAGGGUUCACUGUCAUAUUCACCAAAGCUCGGAAUGAAAAGAAGACCAGCAAUUCUAAUCCCCCACUAGCCCCAAUAAGAGACGAUGUAAAUGAUCUCAAAACAGAAUCACCCCACCAGAGUCCGAGAAAGAGUAAGAAAUUGUUUUGCUGUUGUUGACUUCUGCUGUUGCUGGAGCACUGUACAUGCACAUCUGCUGC
Molecule: messenger RNA, 420 nt
Organism: Zingiber officinale
Lineage: Eukaryota; Viridiplantae; Streptophyta; Magnoliopsida; Zingiberales; Zingiberaceae
Product: protein NOI4-like
Exons: 3
Coding region: 152-379 (75 amino acids)
Source: RefSeq, a predicted model, not a curated record